ACUGGAAAUUAUUUCGUUUUCGUUUUGUGAAUAUCGAGAGUCGAGACGUCACUCGAAUGUACCACGCCGGUCUCACCAAUGGCGCCGAACUAUAUAUAAAUAUUAAAUAUAGACAAUGUUUACAUGUUUAAGUUUAAACAAAAAGCAGUUUCGACACUUUGAAUGCAUCUACAUUUUUAGGAAAAAAAAUCAGUUUUGAAAUAGCUUGAUGUUUAUUAUCUGAAACAGAACCUAAAUAAGAUGGCAUUAUCUCUACCGCAACAGUUUUGUGUGAGAUGGAACAGUUACCAGUCAAAUCUCCAAAAUGCCUUCCCAAAACUUCUCAACUCAGAGCAUUUUGUGGAUGUCACCUUGGCUUGUGAGAAUGAAAUGCUAAAAUGUCACAAGGUGGUUUUAUCAGCUUGUUCGACAUAUUUUGAAAAGUUGCUCCUACAUAAUCCCUGUCAGCACCCCAUCAUCUUCAUGAAAGAUAUGAAAUUUCAUGAAAUGCAGUCAUUAAUUGAUUUUAUGUAUAAAGGUGAAGUUAAUGUAUCUCAAGAUGAUCUCCCAUCCCUAUUGAAAUCAGCGGAAGCUCUACAAAUAAGAGGGCUAUGUGGUUCAGAUCAAAUCUUUGGACAACAAAAUUUUGUCAAGACACAGUUGGCUAGAGCUUCGGCAGCUGUAGCUGCAGCUUCUUCACAAGCAUCCUCUAGCACAAUUCCAAUAAACGAAAAUGAAAAAUCACAAAAUCAGGAUCAUAAUGUAAAAUCAGAAAAAACAGAUGAAAUGGAUUGUCAUCAAUCGGCAUCCGAAUCAGAUUCUAACGAUUGUUUACAAAUAAGAGAGGAUAAUGAAGUUAAGGAAGAACCGGAAGUGGAUGAAUCUUAUUAUGAGGGUGAAUCUGAAAUGUUGGAUACAGAAUUUAUAGAAGGUGAAGGAAUUAUUAACACAGGAGGGGAAGACAAAACAACACCCAUUACUGCAAUGGCAAACGUUUCAUGUCAUUAUGAUGGCAACCCAGUUUCAGGUUCUUCGGCUAAGCGAAUAAGAAGAACAGAUGAAGAACUGAGAAGGGCGGCAGAGUGUAUAACAAGGGGCCAAACGUUCCAGAAUGUGAGCGAUCAGUUUAGCAUACCAAUCUCCACGAUACGUUUUUAUAUGGCCAGAAAAGGAAUAUUACCAAGGCGUAAAAGAGGACGGGCAUGUUCUGGUUCGGUUCAUGUCAAUCUUCCUGUUAAUAAUUCGGGUUAUAAUUCAAACUUGUACUCUACAGCACCGAACCACCUUUCACCUGGUAACACUAGUCCAGUUGCUAGACCCCAGAUUUUGUAUAAAUAUAUGAAUCCUAGGAAUGAUUUGUCAUUUUUGAAGUCGAAUGCAUCAAGAUAAAGUGGCCAAGAAUUGACCAGAAAGCAAUUUCAACAAUGAAGUCAAGAAUAUGUGUAUUAUUUCAAUGCGAAUUUUAAAAGUGGUCCACAAGCAUUCAGGUUUGACUUUGAAUGAAGAGAUUUUUAUGAAUCUACACUAAUUUUAUUUGAAACUGAAAUAAGGGGACUUUUUCUCUAUUACCGACAGAAGGUAAUGUAGAUCCCAAAUAUAUUUGACUGAAAGGCAAUUUGUGAAAAUUGUCUAUUAUGAGCUAUUUAAACUCAUGGACUAUUCAAACUAACUCCUAGUGAGUUUCUUAAUUCCUAAGUUAAGAAACUUGUGAGUUUCUUAACUCUUAAGUUAAGGAACUUGACUAAUGUAUGUAUUUAAGUUUCAGGAACUCAUAUUUUUUAAAUUGUUUAAAAUUGCUAAUGAUAUACCGAAAUGAAGGUUAUUUAUCAAAAAGUUCAAUUCAGAUAAAGCAGACAAUAAACAAAAUACCAGGCAGGAAAUUCUUGAAACGACAGUCAUUCCUAAUGCAAAUGAACCUUCUUUUUAAAACUUCUAAAGAAUUGGAACUUACUUUUCUUAGGUAUAGAUUGAAACUUUGAUUCUAAGAAAAUUUCAGUUUUAUGAGAAUGUUGAAACAUAAACUAUUUAUUUUUUUUUACGAUCCAAAUGAAUAUUUCAUUUUCACUUAGAUUAAGAUAAUUUAUUUUCACGUUUUUAUGACAUGUUACAUCUAAUUUAAAUGAUUUUUUUUCUUGGUUUUAUCUUGCCAUGUAAUUUAUUUAACAAAGAAUUAUUUCCCAUUAUUUAUUUAAUCGAUCUUUAGCGGGUUAUUCUGAGUAGUGUCCGUAAAGAUGAGGACUGUUCAGAACACUAUACACAGAUAUUGAGACUGAUUUUUAAUUGUAGCAGGUGGAGUUGUUCAGGUUUUCUUUGAUAUUAUUUUAAGUUUAAGUAUAUCAUCAAGACAGUAUUUAAGGAAUUCCCAGUAUCAUACCCAUACCAAAAUCAAUGUAAAUAAAUAUUCAUCAAAGUAUCGUAGGGGAUAUGUGUUGUAUGCUUUUCGCUCGUGUGAUGAUGUGAGGAAUCAUUUAGCAGAUUUUGAUCAUAUUAUUCUUGGAGUUACCUGAAAAUCUAGCAGAUGAACUGGGGAAAUGAUAUAUCCUAUUUGAAUCAGUCGAGGAGUUAUCUAUUCUAUUUUGGUAAUUUUGGAUUGCCAAAGCAACUUUCUUGUACAUUGUAUUGACUUAAUUUGAUAUAUUUGAAUUUUUUUGUCUUCAAUCAGUAAUAUGAUGUGGUUUAGGUAAAAUGUAGGUAAUACAAAAUUAUAGUACUAUAAUUAAGUCAUAAGUAGUAGAAGAAUUCACUGAAUCAAUUCUAGUCCAAAUAAUAUAUGAAAAACUCAAUUGAUUUUUGAAUUGCAGUUUCUUAAUAUGUAAAAUAAUUAAAAAUAUCAAACACCAUGGAUUUGCAGAAAAAGUUCACAGCUUUCAGUUGAAAUAAUAUUUCAGUUAAUAUAGCCUUCCAAAAUAUCAAUAGUGCCAUGAAAGUCAAAUGACAAAGUGCCUCUCAUAUCUACAAUUUUAUUUCAAACAAUGAAAUGCAGUAUUAUAAUUUAUGAAAUCAUAUUUGGACAAAACUCACAAAAGAUUUUAUUCAUUGAUCUCAGAAAACAUAAUCCUCCAAAAAAAAAAAUCAGUGUAGGUACGAAAAAUUUAUGUCUAUAUUUAGGUGAAUGUCCCUUAAAGUUUAGGAUUGUGUUGAUUUAAUCAAAAUGUAUUUUUUCGAAAUAAUUCUUACUUCCUCUAUAAAAACAAGUACCUACAUCCAUGUGUAAAGUGCCAUCUUAAUAUAUUUUUCUAGUUUAAUAGAAAGCUUAAGUAUUGUGAAAUUAGACAUAAUUGUAUACAGUAUUUGGUCUUAAUAUAAAAGUAUUAUAUAAAA
Molecule: messenger RNA, 3300 nt
Organism: Harmonia axyridis
Lineage: Eukaryota; Metazoa; Arthropoda; Insecta; Coleoptera; Coccinellidae
Product: zinc finger protein 131-like
Exons: 7
Coding region: 241-1368 (375 amino acids)
Biological process (GO): regulation of transcription by RNA polymerase II
Cellular component (GO): nucleus
Molecular function (GO): protein binding
Source: RefSeq, a predicted model, not a curated record